Molecule: messenger RNA, 1833 nt
Organism: Exserohilum turcica Et28A
Lineage: Eukaryota; Fungi; Ascomycota; Dothideomycetes; Pleosporales; Pleosporaceae
Exons: 3
Coding region: 1-1833 (610 amino acids)
Biological process (GO): dephosphorylation
Molecular function (GO): phosphatase activity
Source: RefSeq, a predicted model, not a curated record
AUGUUUGUGCGCACUUCAAUUGCCGCUUUGGCUUCAGCAUGGGUUGCCGCAGCCCAGACUUCUUCCCAGAACACCACUUACCGUACACAUGCCGCCUUUGCCUUUGUGCGCACGGGAGAGCGAACCCCCUUCCUCAGCAAUGGUCCGCAGACACUCACAGCACUUGGCGCAAAACAAAUGUACACGCUUGGCGAGAACUUCAGAACCAGGUACAUUGCUGGCGACUCGCCCCAGAGGCUCGGGGUCCAGCGCAUUGCAGGACUGUCGGUGGAUACCAUAAACAAUGAUCAGAUCUGGGUGCAGACACUGGACGAGCCGUAUCUCAUAGCGUCUGCGCAGGCCUUCAUGCAAGGCCUGUAUCCUCCUCGCAACAGCUCCACCGGCCAACUUGCAGAUGGAACGUCUGUCGACUAUGCCUUUAGCGGAUACCAGUAUACCAAUAUCCGGAGUGCCAGCCAGUCAGACCCAGACUCGAGAUCCAUCUCUGGAUCGCUGAACUGCCCUGUGGCGCAAACGGCUGCGCUGAACUAUUUUAGCUCUCAGGACUUUAGAGCAAUGGAGUCGGCAAAUGCGGAUUUGUUCGACAAGUUGGACGUGAACUGGUUCAAUGGCACACUGCCGCAGUCGUUCUUGGAUGCGCGCUCUGCUAUCGAAAUUGAUGAUUACCUGUCGUACCAGUAUGCACACAACUCGACCAUGUUUGAGCUUCUGUCCGCCAACAACACCAACCUCACGGGUGUCUACGCCCAGCUGGGCUAUCUCGCCGACCAGAUUGCGUGGAACGUGUACGGCAACACGUCUUCGUCGGCGCGCGCCUCCAACAACCAAGCCAUCAGCGGCAAGACGCUCGCAGGCUCCCUGCUCAACUCGUUCCGGACGCGUAUCGCCUCGCAACUCAGCCUGAGCGACGGCGCCUUGGUCACGCCUUCACCACCGCUGUCCCUGUACUUUGGCGAAGAAGACGCUAUGAUCAGUCUCGCCGCACUGCUCCGCCUAGACACGCAAUCCCCCUACUUCCGGACUAUCCCGUCUUACAGCUCCGCCAUGAUCUUCGAGCUCUUCAGCGUCUCAAACUCCACCACUACCGACGCCACACAGAUCCCCACCGACCCAUCCGCCCUCUGGGUCCGCUUCUCCUUCCACAAUGCCACCGCCGCACAAAACAACCCCCAACUCACCGCCUACCCCGUCUUCGGCAACGGGCCCUCCAACACGGAGAUUCCAUGGACGGAAUUCGAGCCUCUGGUCGCCGCCAUCGCUGUAAGCGGCGUGGCACACUGGUGCGACAUGUGCAGCAGCGAAACCAUUUUCUGCACCGGCGUCCAAGACUCCAGACCCGAUUUCCCAGAUGCACCGUACGGCGGCAGGAGACCGAAGAAAGGCGAUGACGAUGAUGAUGAUGAUGAUGACCGCCGCGGCUUCAACGCCAAAGCCAACGCCCUCGCUCCCGCCGUCGCAGGCGUCAUCGGCGCCGUCGUCACGCUCGUCGUUGCAGCACUCGUCUUCGCACUCCUCAUGCUCUGUGCCGGUCUGCGCUUCCACCGCGUGCACAAGCAAACCCCCAAUCUCAAUUUCCUCAAGCGCAACAAGCCUACCACUGCUACACUCGGCGGCUUCAAGGGCUCCGCGAAAAUGGCGUCAGACCCGGAUUUGGCGCUUGCGCAGAACGGUGCUGCGAUGCCGGAUCCGGUCAAGAAGGCGGGACACGAGCGAGUUGGUAGCUGGGAGUUGAAGCAAAAGGAACUUGGUAAGGAUGUUGGUGAGAGGAACAGGGAGAGUCUGGAUGCCGAUGAUGUGGUUCCGAGGGCUGUUGAGCCGCGGAAUGGCGUUUGA